This is a messenger RNA of Thlaspi arvense, 1909 nucleotides long. The record is from the annotation of a GenBank genome assembly. NCBI's taxonomy places the organism in Eukaryota, Viridiplantae, Streptophyta, Magnoliopsida, Brassicales, Brassicaceae.
AUGUACGUUGAUGAAACCAAAAACUAUUUGUAUGGUAAGUUAUGGAAGUUGUGUGGUGGACCUUUGUUUGAUCUUCCAAAAUUUGGAGAAAAAGUAUAUUACUUUCCUCAAGGGCAUAUAGAAUAUCUUGAGACAUAUUCAAACGAUGACAUGGGUGAAAUAACACCAAUUUUUGAUAUUCCUUCAAAAAUUCGGUGCAAUGUUGUUGAUAUUCAGUUAAAGGUGGAGAAUGAUAUAGAUGAUAUUUAUGCAAAAAUUAGCUUGUUGCCAGAUACAGCAGAAAGUGGAAUGUCUAUUCCUAACAAUAAUCAAGAAAAUCAGAAAAUCUACUAUUUCACCAAAGUUUUAAGUGCGUCAGAUAUAAGUUCACAUGGAGGAUUUUCAAUAUUAAAAAGACAUGCCGUUGAAUGUCUUCCUCCGCUGGACAUGUCUCAGCCAACACCGACUCAAGAAAUAGUUGCUAAAGAUCUUCACGGUUAUGAAUGGAGAUUUAAGCACUCCUUUAGAGGUACACCAAAAAGGCAUACUUUUACAACUGGUUGGAGUGCGUUCGUGACAGCAAAAAAAUUGGUUAUGGGAGACUCUUUCGUAUUUCUUAGAGGAGAGAAUGGGGAGUCACGUGUUGGAAUACGAAGAGCAGCUUAUCAACAAGACAAUAUAGUUUCAUCGAUAAUUUCAAAACAGAGUAUGCACCAUGGAAUCAUUGUUUCUGCAAUGAAUGCUAUCACUACCAAUUGCGUGUUCAAUGUGUUCUGUAAGCCAAGGUCAAGCCAAUUCGUCGUCAAAUAUAAGAAGUAUAUGGAUGCAGUGAAUAAAAAAUUCAAUGUCGAUUCAAGUUUUACAAUGCAGUUUGAGGGUGCUAAUUUUACUGAAAAAAGAUAUUCGGGGAAGAUUAUAAGCAAUACAAAUUAUUCCUCUCAUUGGAAAGAUUCUGACUGGCGAAGCUUAGAAGUGAAAUGGGAUGUGGCUGCAUCAAUUCCAAGACCUACUAAGGUUUCCCCAUGGGAAAUCGAGGCUUUGGCACCUUCAUCAAACAUUAUCCAAUCACCUUUGCUAAAGAAUAAACGACCACGUCAUGUUGAUGAAAUUGGUUUAGAUAUGCGGAUUCCUACUCUGACUCAAGGCCAAGAAAUUGGACAAUCAAGCAGGAACUCUCCAAUGAGUAUUUCUCAGUUUAGUAAUUGUGAUGCAACCGAUUAUUCCAAGAUUUCGUCUGGAUGGAUAAUGAACUACUCAGUUCCUACCAUAAAUAAGCCGAACAGUAAUGACCAAAUGGUUAUGUCUGUGAAUGAAAAGAUAACCACUGAUACAAUAAGUGGUUACAAAUUGUUUGGAGUUGAUCAGAUGACUCCACCGGAAACAAAAGAUCUCAUCGAACAAAUUGACUUAUAUCAAAACGUUAAAAUUUCCAGAAUCUCCGAUGAAGAAAAGAUUGAACAAGUCCAAACUCCAGCAUCAUCAAAAGAUAUCCAAAGCAAGUCAAUCAAUUCUAGUAGAAGUCGUAUCAAGGUUCGAAUGCAAGGUAUAGCUAUAGGAAGAGCUGUGGAUUUAACUGUUCUUGAUGGGUAUACCCAAUUAAUCAAUGAACUAGAAAAACUUUUUGAUCUCAAAGACGAGCUGCGUACGCGCAAUCAAUGGGAAAUAGUUUUUGUAGAUGAUGAAGGAGAUAUCAUGCUUGUUGGAGAUGAUCCAUGGAUUGAGUUUUGCAAUAUUGUGAAGAAAAUAUUCAUACGCUCCAAAAAGGAAAGUCAAGGUAAUGAGAUCAAAGAACAAAUUCUCUAAAGGUGGCUCAACAUUGAAAACAACAACAAACAACAAUAACUUUUUAAUUUUAAUUUGAUUUUCCACCUCUUUGUUUUUAUUUCAAAAUAAAUACUUUGUUGUCAUGUUUUUCUAUUUCGUUUGUGUG